This is a messenger RNA of Centruroides sculpturatus (bark scorpion), 558 nucleotides long. RefSeq lists its product as uncharacterized. The record is from RefSeq and is a predicted model, not a curated record. The transcript is spliced from 7 exons. Bases 178 to 558 code for a protein of 126 amino acids. Lineage: Eukaryota; Metazoa; Arthropoda; Arachnida; Scorpiones; Buthidae.
CAAAAGAUUGCAAUUUAUUCCUGAAGAUGAAUUUUAUAAACCUGAAAGUAUUUCUGCUGAGCUGAAGUAUUGGUUUUCCUUCAAUAAAUGAAUCGGGAAAUCCAAUAUUUUCCAACACAAAUUUUUUGAAGAGCCACGGCAAUACAAACUCUCUUGGAAAGUCAUACAUUUUGCAGAAUGGGUCAGAAUGGUGACUAUGUUGAAGUAUUUAAUAUCCAAAGAAAGGAGUGUACAGAAAAUUGGAAACUGUCUUCACCUUAUAUUAAAAAGGUAUAUGACAGAAAGGCCAAGGGUUAUGUACUUUCUUUAAUUGGAAAUACUAUCACCACAUGGAUGCAAUUGCCAUCAGAUAUGAAGGAAGGAUUGAACCUCCUUCAGUCUUUGUUGAUAUUCCAGCUUCUUGUUUCGAAGAAUAAGAACUUUUCUAUGGAAGUGAUAAUUGCUCUUGCAUCUGGUGAUAGAAAACACAUUGUUGUUUCAACCUCUCAAAAGAAUAUGCAAGUUACACCAACAUUUGCAAAAAUACCACUUAUGUGGGAACAAAAAGGCACAAUAUAA